GGCCCGGAACAAUAGGGCUUUUGCUCUUCCGUGUCCUCCAUCCCUGCUUUGUUGUUUUCAAGCCUAAAACGGCAACAGCAUCCUUGCACAGCUUCCUCGCUGCCUACGAUCACCGCAAUCGCACGGGCUGCCUAAGAUCACUGCUUAGGAUUUUCAAUUGCUCUUCAUUGCAAUCGUUUGCUCACGUGCUCGUUGGUGAAUGUGGUGCUCUGCUUAUGAGAGCCGGAGUGCACCAUCGAACCGUUCCUUUUGUGUGCGGAAAGUAGCUGAAGAUUGGAGUGAGGAGACGGAGAGUGAGAGAGAGAGAGAGAGAGAGAGAGCGAGAGGGGGCGGAGUUGGCUCCGAUGGUGACGGUGAUACGUUUCAAGCAUUGAUUAGUUGCUUUGUUCGACCAUGGACCUACUUCGAUUGCGAUUUCUUGACAUCGCCGCUCGCUCUGCUUGUACCUGCUUGCCUUCCAUGCAGUUCAUGAAGUGGCAGGGAGCUUCAGCAUGGCCGCGGCGCUCCACCACAAGAUGAUAGGAACAUACUUCUCUUUUCCACAUCCCUCGUGAUACUGGUCAUGGGAUAGCUACAGUCGCACAAAGGCUGGAGAAUAACUGGGGAGACGUUAAAAUUGGAAUCUGGAAAGUAGUGUUGGGAGAAACCACCCAGGUUUUUGCUGAGUUUCUGGCAAAAUGGUUGAGGAUUUGCUUUCGAUGAGUGAAGUGGUGGGAAUGGCGUUCAUAGCUUGACGUGACUUAGAAGAAGUCUCACAGCAAUGGCAGCGAAGGCUGCGAUGGAUGCAGCCCGACUUGCUGCAGUCAUGGUUCGCGUGCACGGCCCUGAUCCAAAGGGACGAAAAAUGCGUCGGCAUGCCUUUUUUCAUUCUGAGUCUGGUGACACUACUUUGUCUGCUUCGGGCUUUCUCGUUCCUUGUGUUAUGAACAUGAAGAAACCUGGAAGUACGGCCUUAGGUCAGGCGGAUCUGUACGAGACUACCUCGUCUGAACCCUCUGUGGUUGUCAUCACCUGUGCAUCUAUCGUAGAGCCAUUUCUUGCUCCGAAAUCACAUGGAAUUUCAUCGCGAGAGGAUUUUCCCAAGUUGAUCCGUGGGGCGGAAGUUGACAUUCUGGUGGAGGUGCCAGACCUUUCUGAAAAGGGCUCGGGUUAUUCUGGAGAGCAUUCAGUUUGCUGGCUGCCGGGUCAGCUACUCGCAGUGGUUGACGUGCCAGCAGCAGGAGCUGCCCUUCAAGAUUUGCUGGAUGUGCAUGGUGGCAGUGUGAAAGGUGUGUGGGAGGUGGGCUGGGCCCUAGCUCCUGUGGAAGACAACGCCCAGCAACUGCAUAGUCUCCUCACUUCAGAGAUUUUAACAGAAACGCAACUUCAGGAGGAUGUGGCUUCGCAGCAUGACCUCAAAGGGGAUAAGAGGCCCGUGGCACAUGCUGUAGCUGGUGUGAGUAGAUUAGGAAUGGCUGCUGCUGCGGCAACAAAAAUUGCAGUUCUUAGCGUUGGCUCACAUGGCGACAGCUCUGCUCUGAACACCUGUCUCAAAAAGCGUCAUCAACUUUCAAAGGUUUCCAAUGGCCUUUCCAAGAUGCCCACUGGUCAUGUCAUAGCUGAACAGAAAAGGCGAGGAGAUUCUCUGAUAGCUGUUGGCUCUCCGUUUGGGGCGUUAUCGCCUUUGCACUUUCAAAACAGCGUAUCUGUUGGAAUUGUGUCGAACCUGUGGCCUCCUACAAGAGGCCCACCUUCUCUGUUGAUGGCAGAUGUGAGAUGUCUUCCUGGGAUGGAAGGUGGUCCGGUCUUUGAUGAGCGAGGGAAUCUUGUGGGUAUGCUCACACGACCAUUGAGACAGCGAGGUGGUGCUGCUGAAGUGCAGCUGGUUAUGACAACAGAUGUUUUAUUGCCUGUUCUUCAACGUGUCGGAAUAAACGUUGGUGUUUUAUGCAAUACUAAGUCGCCAGAUGUUCAACUUCAGCCGUCUGCAUCUGCUAUGCUCGUUGAAAAUUCUUCAUUUGAAACUCAGCCUUGUCGACCCGGGAGUAUUGAAAGUCAUUCAACUUAUCAAGCUAUGCAGUAUGUUCCAUCAGCUGUGGAGCGUGCAGUAACCUCAGUGGUUCUCAUUACUAUUGGAGAUGGGGCAUGGGCUUCAGGCGUUAUCUUGAAUAAAACCGGGCUGAUACUUACAAAUGCACAUCUGCUUGAACCUUGGCGAUUUGGCAAACCCAGGAUGGUUCCAUCACCUGUGAAUGGAAGCAUCCCCAAAGACAGUGGUUUUCCACUUAGUUGUGAUGAGUCUCAAGAGGACCUUGCGCUGAAUCAGUUACAAGAGGAAGAAAUAUCCAAGGGAGUUUCUACUUCUAGAACAAGCUCGUGGCCAACUGAUGUGUCUCAAAAAAAUUAUCAGCGUAUCAGAGUUCGAUUGGACCAUCGACAGCCACGAUCAUGGCAUGCAGCCCGGCCUGUCUAUGUUUCCCAAGGUCCGCUUGAUAUAGCACUGUUGCAGCUCGAAUCGCCACCGCCUGGUCUUCAUCCAAUUACUCCCGACAAGGAAUGUCCAACUCCGGGAUCUACAGCUGUGGUAUUGGGUCAUGGGUUAUUUGGACCUCGCUCGGAGUUGCGGCCAUCCGUUAGUGCUGGAGUUGUUGCUAGAGUUGUGAAGGCAGGUAGUAGUCCUUUCCUUACUGGGAUAGGAGGCAGGAAGGAAGGGAAAGCCUCCAAAGCUGCAAUGUUACAGACCACAGCUGCUGUACAUCCAGGUGGCAGUGGAGGAGCUGUUGUGAGUGGUGAAGGUCACAUGAUAGGGUUGGUGACAAGUAAUGCAAGGCACAGUGGAGGGACUGUCAUCCCUUUCCUCAAUUUCAGUGUUCCUUAUGCAGCACUGGUUCCAGUUUUUGAGUUCGCCUCCUCGGCUGAUUCUGAUUGGAGUCGUCUGGAAGAGCUUGAUAAACCUAAUGAUCAACUGGCUGCUGUAUGGGCACUUGUGCCACCUACUCCCCCGCGCCCAUCCCCUCCGCCUUUCUUCAGGCGACACCCACGUGUACCUGUUUCUCAGGAGAUAGAUCCGGACAAGGGUGUACCGAAAGGUUCCCGCUUUGCUGAAUUUAUUAAAGAGAAGGGAGGACUUGAUUGGAAAUCGCCAAAAUCAUUGCCGCCACCAUUGCCAGAAGAAUCACCCCAUCGGGGAUCUCCACCCUGUCAUUAUGAAGAACCCAGUUACGCUGCUCGGGCUUCUUUCCCAAUCCAUAGUCGGCUUUGAAAUAUGGUGGUACGACACAUCUUGCGGGAUAUGUAGGUUGCCCCAUGAAAGAAUGCUAUGUGGCAUGCAAGGAUUUCCAACUUCAAUGAUGAACAAGAAUACUUGGGGAAUGUAGCGUGGUAGAAGUGAGUGUUGAGGUUUGUACCCAAAGAAUUGUUAGUUGCGUGUGUGGAAAUGUUUGGGAUGAUGCAUCAUGGCAACCAUUGGGAAGGUUGGAUGUGUUCGCAUUAAUGCCGUGAUUGUCUGCAAAAGCUGUUUGAGUUUCAAUCAGAAACAGGGCGUGUUUUGUUGGAUGAGCCAAGUGCCUAUCAAAUCCCUUGAACUAUGUUACUUAGCUGAAAAAAAGGGUAAAAACAAGUGGAUGAUGUUUUCUUUUUGUUUUUUUUCCCUUCUACUGACAAGAACAUGGCGGGUUGGAGCAUUUAACCUGGUAAA
This is a messenger RNA of Physcomitrium patens, 3676 nucleotides long. The record is from RefSeq and is a predicted model, not a curated record. NCBI's taxonomy places the organism in Eukaryota, Viridiplantae, Streptophyta, Bryopsida, Funariales, Funariaceae.